Molecule: messenger RNA, 38927 nt
Organism: Coregonus sp. 'balchen'
Lineage: Eukaryota; Metazoa; Chordata; Actinopteri; Salmoniformes; Salmonidae
Source: the annotation of a GenBank genome assembly
AUGAAUGAAUUACACUACCACAAAACCAUACAGUGCAGUAACAUGGAUCAGAGAUGCUUCCCUCUCUCUCCCUCCUGUCACUGGUGUGGUCUUAGUGAGGUGCUGAAGGCAAGGGCAGCAGGGUUGGGGUCAAGUAGAAUUGAGGGCAGUCAAUUCAGGAAGUAAACUGAAAAUCUAAUUCAAUAAUAAAUAAAUAAAUAAAUCAUAGAUUUUCAAUGAAUUCUAAAUCAUCUGAAAAGUAUUUUACAUUCAAAUCACUUCCUGAAUUGAUUACCUUCAAUUUCUAAUUGACCCCAAACAUGCAAAGCAGUGAUGUCUCAGAGCGAGGGGGAGGUGCUGGCUCUACCUGCCCCAGAGGACAGGGACGGAGAUGGGGAUAGGGAGGAGGACACGGUGGGGUCGGACCAGGACGAGAGGGCUCUACCUGCCCCAGAGGACAGGGACGGAGAUGGGGAUAGGGAGGAGGACACGGUGGGGUCGGACCAGGACGAGAGCCCAGAGCCAACCCCAGCAGAGCAGCCUGACAGCGGCGACGAGUGGGACACAGACCUGGAGGCUGAUGGUACUACUGUGGUGGAGCUGUGUGUGGGGGGGUGGGGGAGGUGGGGUGGGGGGAGGGGGUGGGGUGGAGAGGGGGUGGGGGAGGUGGGGGUGGAGAGGGGGGUGGAGAGGUGGGGUGGGGUGGGGGAGGGUGGGGUGGAGAGGUGGGGUGUGUUUGUUUGUGUGUGUGUGUGUAUGAGAGAGAGAGAAAGAGCGAGAUGUGUGAGUGAGUGAGUGUGUAUUUCACCAUACACUACAGUACAUUUUAAAUACUCUACAGCACAUCAAAUGUGACUUUUUCAUUGCUUUUCAGGGAUUCUCCGUGUCUGCCUUUGGGCCAGUAACCCUCUCCUCUCCUCUCCUCUCCUCUCCUCUCCUCUCCUCUCCUCUCCUCUCCUCUCCUCUCCUCUCCUCUCCUCUCCUCUCCUCUCCUCUCCUCUCCUCUCCUCUCCUCUCCUCUCCUCUCCUCUCCUCUCCUCUCCUCUUUUUUGACACCACACUCCACAAAGCAAGUCCUGCAGGCUCUAGUUUGAUCUUAUCUUGAUUAUUGUCCAGUCGUAUGGUCAAGUGCUGCUAAGAAAGACCUAGUUGAGCUGCAUCUGGCCCAGAACAGAGUGGCACGUCUUGCUCUUCAUUGUAAUCAGAGGGCUAAUUUUAAUACUAUGCAUGCCAGUUACUCUUGGCUAAGAGUUGAGGAAAGACUGACUGCGUCACUUCUUGUUUUUAUAAGAAACAUUAAUGUUUUGGAAAUUCCAAAUUGUUUGCAUAGUCAACUUACACACAGCACUGCCACACACACUUACCCCACCAGUCUCCAGGUCCAGGACAAAUUCAAGGAAACUUACAGUAUUAUACAGAGCCAUGAGUACAUGGAACUCCCUUCCAUCUUAUAUAGCACAAGUGAAAAGCAAACAUGAUUUUAAAAAAGCAACACCUCACGGCACAACGCCCUUCCCCCAUGUGACCUACUUGCUGUGUGUAUGUACUGACAUGUAUGUGUAACUGAUAGAUGCACACACACACACACACUACAUGUUAAUGUUUUAAGAUGUAUGUAAAUUGUAAAGUAUUUUUCUGUAAUGUAUUUUUCAUUAUGUGUCGGACCUCAGUAAGACUAGCCAUUGGCAUCGGCUAAUGGGGAUCCUCCUCUCCUCUCCUCUCCUCUCCUCUCCUCUCCUCUCCUCUCCUCUCCUCUCCUCUCCUCUCCUCUCCUCUCCUCUCCUCUCCUCUCCUCUCCUCUCCUCUCCUCUCCUCUCCUCUCCUCUCCUCUCCUCUCCUCUCCUCUCCUCUCCUCUCCUCUCAUCCUCCAGAGCAGGACAGGAGAGGCAGGCUGGUCUCCCCUACAGAGCUCUACCUGGUGGCCUGUCGUCUGACGGCCGUGAUCCCCUGCUCCUACGUCCUCCGUCAGCUAGCCUCCACCACCCUGGACCUCAACCAGCAGGGCACCCUGGACCUCAACCAUCAUGGCCUGGGACCGCUGGGUGCUAAAGCCCUGGCCAUCACCCUCCUGGUGAGUAGUAUGAACCACCCACCAUGGGGUUGAGAUAGAAAGAGGGGGAAACUGUCUUUUAAUUUUCUCCUUUUUGAGGAGAUUGAUACUUUCAAGCCUAGGCCUCAAAAAUACUUGACAUACAGUACCAGUCAAAAGUUUGGAGAAUGCCAAGAGUGUGCAAAGCUGUCAUCAAGGCAAAGGGUGGCUAUUUGAAGAAUCUCAAAUAUAAAAUACAUGUUUUAUUUGUUUAACAUUUUUUUGCUUACUACAUGAUUCCAUAUGUGUUAUUUCAUAGUUCUGAUGUCUUCACUAUUAUUCUACAAUGUAAAAAAAAAUGUAAAAAAGAAAGAAAGAAAAACCCUGGAAUGAGUAGGUGUGUCCAAAAUUUUGACUGGUAGUGUAUAUCGACUAUCUAUCUGUAUAGCAGGCUGGCGCCAUAGGGUUGUCAGGUUGGUGCUACAGAGAUCUCUUGUUACGCUCAUGGAGGGGUGGUGGUAUGUUGACUGUAGGUCCAUAGGUUGUGUCUGUGUGUGUUGCCGUAUAGAGCGACGUGCAGAUCAGUAACCUGGAGCUGAAGGACAACCACCUUCUGGCUGAGGGGAUUGGCUACCUCAUGGAGAUGCUCAAGGAGAACUUUACUAUCCAGAGUCUAGUACGUAUAGAAAAGUAUUAAGAGAAUAGUGUUAAAGAAUAGUAUUAUAGAAUAGUAUUACAUGGAUAUCUUUAUGGGUACGCUACACUGGCUGAGGGGACAUGGAGAUUCUCAAGGAAAACCUCUACACAAACAUUGGUUUCCACCAGAGCCAUAUAUCUAGGGAGUUAGGACAUUGAGCUUUCUGCAUUAUGAUGCAUUUACAUGGCACUACAUUCCAUGGCAGCCAUGUUAGCUCUAUAGAAAUAUAACUAAUGUAUUAUAUUUCUAUGGUUAGCUCCCCAUGGGCAAUAUUGACCAAUAGCAGUUCACUGAAUUUUAUGAUUUUUAAACAAUGCUAUGUACAAGACUUCAAAUUCUCAUCAUGAAUGGAUAAAUUGAAUGCUCAAAGGCGCUAACAUGGCAUCCAUUCUAAAAAGUUGGCCCAAUUCUCUAUAACAACCCUGUUCCUGGAGAGCUAUCCUCCUGUAGGUUUUCGCUCCAACCCCAGGUGUUACUAACCAGAUUCAUCUUAUCAACCUGCUAAUUAUUAGAAUCAGGUGUGCUAGAUUAGAGUUGGAGCGAAAACCUACAGGAGGGUAGCUCUCCAGGAACAGGGUUGGAAUUAAAACCUACAGGACGGUAGCUCUCCAGGAACAGGGUUGUAGUUAAAACCUACAGGAGGGUAGCUCUCCAGGAACAGGGUUGGAGUUAAAACCUACAGGAGGGUAGCUCUCCAGGAACAGGGUUGGAAUUAAAACCUACAGGAGGGUAGCUCUCCAGGAACAGGGUUGGAGUUAAAACCUACAGGAGGGUAGCUCUCCAGGAACAGGGUUGGAAUUAAAACCUACAGGAGGGUAGCUCUCCAGGAACAGGGUUGGAGUUAAAACCUACAGGAGGGUAGCUCUCCAGGAACAGGGUUGGAGUGAAAACCUACAGGAGGGUAGCUCUCCAGGAACAGGGUUGGAAUUAAAACCUACAGGAGGGUAGCUCUCCAGGAACAGGGUUGGAGUUAAAACCUACAGGAGGGUAGCUCUCCAGGAACAGGGUUGGAAUUAAAACCUACAGGAGGGUAGCUCUCCAGGAACAGGGUUGGAAUUAAAACCUACAGGAGGGUAGCUCUCCAGGAACAGGGUUGGAAUUAAAACCUACAGGACAGUAGCUCUCCGGGAACAGGGUUGGAGUUAAAAUCUACAGGAGGGUAGCUCUCCAGGAACAGGGUUGGAAUUAAAACCUACAGGAGGGUAGCUCUCCAGGAACAGGGUUGGAAUUAAAACCUACAGGAGGGUAGCUCUCCAGGAACAGGGUUGGAAUUAAAACCUACAGGAGGGUAGCUCUCCAGGAACAGGGUUGGAAUUAAAACCUACAGGACGGUAGCUCUCCAGGAACAGGGUUGGAGUUAAAACCUACAGGACGGUAGCUCUCCAGGAACAGGGUUGGAAUUAAAACCUACAGGAUGGUAGCUCUCCAGGAACAGGGUUGGAAUUAAAACCUACAGGAGGGUAGCUCUCCAGGAACAGGGUUGGAAUUAAAACCUACAGGAGGGUAGCUCUCCAGGAACAGGGUUGGAAUUAAAACCUACAGGAGGGUAGCUCUCCGGGAACAGGGUUGGAGUUAAAACCUACAGGAGGGUAGCUCUCCAGGAACAGGGUUGGAAUUAAAACCUACAGGAGGGUAGCUCUCCAGGAACAGGGUUGGAAUUAAAACCUACAGGAGGGUAGCUCUCCGGGAACAGGGUUGAAAUUAAAACCUACAGGAGGGUAGCUCUCCAGGAACAGGGUUGGGAAGUCCUGCUCUAUAUACACUAUAUAUAUAAAAGUAUGUGGACACCCCUUCAACUUAGUGGAUUCUGCUAUUUCAUCCGCAUCCAUUGCUGAUAGGUGUAUAAAAUCGAGCCCACAGCCAUGCAAUCUCCAUAGACAAACACUGGCAGUAGAAUGGCCUUACUGAAGAGCUCAGUGACUUUCAAUGUGGCACCGUCAUAGGAUGCCACCUUUCCAACAAGUUCACAUUUCUGCCCUGCUAUAGCAGCCCCGGUCAACUGUAAGUGCUGUUAUUGUGAAGUGGAAACGUCUAGGAGCAACAACGGCUCAGCCGCGAAGUGGCCUCUGUAGCUCAAUUGGUAGAGCAUGGCGCUUGUAACGUCAGGGUAGUGGGUUUGAUCCCCGGGACCACCCAUACGUAAAAAUUUAUGCACACAUGAUUGUAAGUCGCUUUGGAUAAAAGCGUCUGCUAAAUGGCAUAUUAUAUUAUUAUUAUAUUAUGGUAGGCCACACAAGCUCACAGAACGGGACAGCCAAGUGCUGAAGCGCAUAGUGUGUAAAAAUCGUCUGUCCUCUGUUGGAACACUCCACUACCGAGUUCCAAACUGCCUCUGGAAGCAACAUAAGCACAAUAAAUGUUAGUUGGCAGCUUCAUGAAAUGGGUUUCCAUGGCCAAGCAGCCUCACACAAGCCUAAGAUCACCAUGUGCAAUGCCAAGCGUCGGCUGGAGUGGUGUAAAGCUCGCCGCCAUUGGACUCUGGAGCAGUGGAAACGCGUUCUCUGGAGUGAUGAAACACGCUUCACCAUCUGGCAGUCUGACGGACUAAUCUGGGUUUGGCGGAUGCCAGGAGAACGAUACCUGCCACAAUGUAUAGUGCCAACUGUAAAGUUUGGUGGAGAAGGAAUAAUGGUCUGGGGCUGUUUUUUGUGGUUCGGGCUAGGCCCCUUAGUUCCAGUGAAGGGAAAUCUUAACGCUACAGUAGACAAUGACAUUCUAGACGAUUCUGUGAUUCCAACUUUGUGGCAACAGUUUGGGGAAGGCCCCUUUCCUGUUUCAGCAUGACAAUGCCCCCUGUGCACAAAGAGAGGUCCAUACAGAAAUGUUUUGUCGAGAUCGGUGUGGAAGAACUUGACUGACCGGCACAGAGCCCUGACCUCAACCCCAUCGAACACCUUUGGGAUGAAUUGGAACGCCGACUGCGAGCCAGGCCUAAUCGCCCAACAUCAGUGCCUGACCUCACUAAUGGUCUUGUGGCUGAAUGGAAGCAAGUCCCUGCAGCAAUGUUCCAACAUCUAGUGGAAAGCCUUCCCAGAAGAGGGGAGGCUGUUAUAGCAGCAAAGGGAGGGGGGGACCAACUCCAUAUUAAUGCCCAUGAUUUUGGAAUGAGAUGUUCGACGAGCAGGUGUCCACAUACUUUUGGUCAUGGAUUGCAGUAGUUCCCAAUCUUUUUUGGGGGUACUGUACCCCUAAAACUAUUUGACCUGCCUGAUGUACCCACUCAUGCGCGUGCGACCGGCGUGAUUCCUAGAUUAGGUGUAAAUUUGACCAAAAUGUGGUUUACGCACCCAGUCAAGUUUGGCAGACUUGUUUUCAAUGUCAGGGAAGUAGGAGUUGAACUCACUGUUGAGUUUGGAUAAAUGUGAGCUUACUAUUUGCACCAUAGGAUCACCUGUAAAAAGUUAAAUGUCAAGCUGCUGGAAACAACUUAUUUCCCCAUCUUCACAUUUCCUCUCCCCAUAGUUUGAUCUUCUUCAUGAAUCCACACACGUUGUCAUACAUGUUUAGAAUGAGUGUGUCUUUACCUUGCAGAGUUAGAUUCAGGUUGUUCAGUUUGCUGAACACAUCAUCAGAAAGAUAGGCACGGCGGGCUCCCCAGUCUGUCCUCCAACACAGCCACAAGGGGGCGUGAGUGCUCAGACAGAAAAUCACUUACGCAGCUCAAAAACCCUCUAGCGUUUUCCCUCUGGAUAGCCAACGGACGUCGGUGUGAAUCAAUGAAAUGUAUUUAUAAAGCCCCUUUUACAUCAGCACAUGUCACAAAGUGAAGCAGCAGCUGCUGGUGCUGUCCCACUGUCAUCAUAGAGCCUUUCAAACAGUAGGUGAUUCAGAGGCCUGGACAUUAUAAAGGUAAUUACUGUCACUGCGUCAUUCAAAACAUAAUGUAUCUCAGGACUCAUUAUCUUGCUGGCCAAUGCCUCUCUGUGAAUGAUACAGUGGAAUUGACCGUCUUUAUGUGGUAAAUUACUCAUUUCACUCUCCCAGGCAUUGAUGCAGCACGAUCCGUGCACACAGGAUUUCCAACCGUCAAUAACGUGAAACACAUCCUCAACUAUAGUUCUCCCAGUUAGCUUCUUGCAGAACAUAAUGUGCUCAUACAUUUCCGAAAUGUCUCUGUAUCGCAACAAACGUAAUCAACUGGGCUUUCCCACUGACAUCAGUGGAUUCGUCCAACUGCAGAGAAAAUGGACCAGAAUUAUUAUUUUUUUCACCAAUUGAUCAACAAUAUAAACGCCCAUGUCAUCAGUCCUACGGUACACCGUGUUGUUUGACAAUGGUACAGUCUUCAGUGAAUCAGCUACUGGUUUAUCAUGAAUCGUUUCUGUGAGGAUGACAGCUGCAGGCACUCUAGCGCGCGGAGCAAACUAUCAAACAUUGAGCCAACCCGCUGGCGGGCAGAGGCCAGGGAAGUCCAAAAAGUUUCCCUAUAAAUAUACAAUAACUACAGACUUCACACCAGUGACCUCAAUAAAUGUUUUCCUGCCUAUUAAAAUUGAAAUAAAUUGAAUAUAUAUUUUUGGGUAAUAUUUUUCCCAAGAUUUUUUUCUUCAUAUUUUUGAAAAUCUUCCCACGUACCACCUGGGGACUGCCCACAUACCCCUAGGGGCAGGCGUACCCCCUGUUGGGAAACACUGAUGUAGUUUAUAUGGCUCUGGUUUCUACCAGUGUUAUAUAAUUUCCUCCACCAGAGGGUGACACAGGGUAGGUUCCUAAUGCCAGAGUCAUAUUAACAGAGCAAGGUUAUUAUAGUUUUGUGAUUUUCUAUUCGUUUUUAUUCUUCGUUUUUAGAUUUUUAUUAGAAAUUCAGUUUAGUUUCAGUUAGUUUUCAGAAUUGAUUUACUAGUUUUUACUUAGUUUCAGUUUUAUAAAAACAUUUCUAUUUUUUUUAAGAUUAUUUACCUUCAGUUUUAGUUUUAGUUUUAGUUCAUGGAUGGGAGGCUAGGAGCCAUGUACAGAAUGUGUUGUAGACCUAUAGCAGGGGUACUGCAGAACUAUUUAUUAAUGUGUUGUAGACCUAUAGCAGGGGUAUUGCAGUACUAUUUAUUAAUGUGUUGUAGACCUAUAGCAGGGGUACUGCAGAACUAUUUAUUAAUGUGUUGUAGACCUAUAGCAGGGGUAUUGCAGUACUAUUUAUUAAUGUGUUGUAGACCUAUAGCAGGGGUACUGCAGUACUAUUUAUUAAUGUGUUGUAGACCUAUAGCAGGGGUAUUGCAGUACUAUUUAUUAAUGUGUUGUAGACCUAUAGCAGGGUUAUUGCAGUACUAUUUAUUAAUGUGUUGUAGACCUAUAGCAGGGUUAUUGCAGUACUAUUUAUUAAUGUGUUGUAGACCUAUAGCAGGGGUACUGCAGUACUAUUUAUUAAUGUGUUGUAGACCUAUAGCAGGGGUAUUGCAGUACUAUUUAUUAAUGUGUUGUAGACCUAUAGCAGGGGUACUCCAGUACUAUUUAUUAAUGUGUUGUAGACCUAUAGCAGGGGUAAUGCAGUACUUUUUGAGACGGUCCAGAUGGAUAUUGUCAUUUAUCGGCGUAGUAACAAACCCCCACCUCGCAACCCAAACUGUUCAAACUGAUCACACCCUUCUUGUUGGCAGAGAGAAAAAUGUGCCAUUUUAAAGCUCAUUUUCUGCCAUUCUACACGUUAUGCCAUCGAGCGAGGAGAAAAUGUAGCAGUUAUAAAUCUAAUUUACUGUAAUUCUAUGAGUUUUCCACGUCUUAUGUGUGUUCACAUGACACCAGGAGUCGAAUCCUGACCGAAUUCAAAAAAUAUAAUAAUAGCGGUCUCACUUUGUCUUUAUGCUGAAAUUCUUUGCGGGUGCUGUUGAGAUGAACUUUGAGGUUGGUUUGGUUUUUCACCUUUUAUCUCUGUUCCACACAGGCUGCCCUCUUCUACCUCUACAAUACAUUUGAUUUUGUCCUUUCCAGCAAUGUACUCAAAGUAAUCCCAUAUGGGGCUUUGCCUUUAGCGACCAACCACUGCUGGCGUUGGGUUUGCUGACGCCAUUGUUCUCGCCUAUGGUUCACGUUCAAAAUGGUUCUAUCUUAGAAAAAAAGGGUUCCAAUAGGGUUCUUUGGCUGUCCCCAUAGGAGAACCCAUUUUGUUUCCACGUAGAACCCUUUUUGGUUCCAGAUAGAACCAUUUUGGGUUCCAUGUAGAACCCUCUGUGGAAAAGGUUCUACAUUGAAGCCAAAAAGGUUCUACUUGGAACCAAAAAUGGUUAUUCAAAGGGUUAUCCUACGGGGACAGCCGAAGAAACUUUUUAGGUUCUAGAUAGCACCUUUUUUUUUCUAAGAGUGUAGCUAGGUUUCCAUCCAUGUGACCCUUCGCUAAGCCCCGCCCCCCUUGGUUAAUACGUUGCAACCUCAGACCAACAUUUUCUGGGAAGCCCAAUUCCCCAUGCAACCAGUGGCGAAAUCCCCUCACAAUGAUCUCAAACUAUGUUUCAAAUACACAAUUAAAUUAAACACAGACUUCCCCUAAUCAGGAGACUAUUGAGUAUGUUGUGGUGAACUGUCAUUACAAUUGCUUCACGGGAACCUGGUCAAAUUAUGUUUGUAGUGUGGCUAGCCACUGAAUUCACUGCCAGCAUGCAGCCAAAGCUAUAACCACUUUUGGAGCUAACUAGUCCUCUCAAAUCGUAUCCUGAUGUCGACAGCAGAUGGGAGUUGAAUUCAUAACAUUGCUAACUUAGCUAGUGUUGAUAAUCACAAGUUUACUGGAGAACUGAGACCAAGUAGAGACUUUGGACAGGGUGGAUAUGGUAUAAUAAAGGCAGUUUAUUCAGAGGUAAAGAUAUCUGGAAAAGCGUGCACGGACUCGUUCGUCAAACUCGUAGGGAGCUAUCUGAAGAGAGCCCCGAAACAUUGUGUGCAGACAUUUUAUGCAAUAAAUGAUGUAGGUUGAAUCUAGUAGUUCUGAUCUUCUGAUUGGUCCUGAUGAGUUGGGCGAGGUCCCCUCCAGGCUAGUGUCACUGUUGCAUUGGCUCUGAGUAGAGUUCUCUGUCUUCAAAUGUUCAGCCUAAAAGAGGGGAUUUUGUGUGUGUGUGUGUGUGUGUGUGUUAACAGUGAUGAUGUGUGUGUGUGUGUGUGUGUGUGUGUGUGUGUGUUAACAGUGAUGAUGUGUGUGUGUGUGUGUGUGUAUGUCUCAAGGGAAACUCGUGGGGAGCAACAGUGAUUGUGGCCUGUGGCGUGGGUGUUGUCCUUGACAAGAUAUGGUCCUCUGUCCAUUGUUCUUGCAUAGGAACAGCAUUGAUUGAAAACAAGCUCCUAACACAAAAUGGGUCUUGCACAACAUUUUAGUCAGACCAAGCUAUAACAUUUUAUAUUUACUACGACACUAGCUAACAUGCAUUUUGAGAAAACAAGUUAUAUUAAGUGGCUCGCUAGCUAGCGUUAGCAGCGUUUGGUGGUCAAUGAGACUGAGAGCUAGUUAACCAGCUGAGCUAGCAAACAAUGUAAACAAAAGCAUAAUUUCGGAUUCGAAAAAUACUCCAUCAAACAGGCUUUGCAUUUCAGGAAUCACAGUAGCAAGUACUCCAGGUGCACUGUUAAAUUAUUUAGCCAUUUAAAAUAUCAGUUGUUGCCAUAGCCCUCAUUGGCUUUCAUGCCAUUUAAACGUGAGCUUGUCCGGAGUGUCGGACUCGAUUACAGUUUCUAUCCAUUGGAGCGCUGCGAUUCGAUAACCAAAAUUCUGGGGCGGGGCUUAGCGAAGGGUCAACAGAUGCCGUAAAGAGGUCAACAGAUGCCGUAAAGAGGUCAACCGAACUCGACCAAAACAAUGGAAUUGCCAUGGAAACGUGUGGGGGAAAGGGCUGUGGGGCAAAGAUCCCGAGUCGUCUCAUUGCCCCCUAACAAAAUUAGCAUACAUUUAGGCUAUUGUUUAUAUGUGUAUUUCACACUAUGUUGAGGUAAAAAUCGGAGUAUAAUGCUUGUAUGGAUGUCAACCCCAACACAUGUUCAUGUCAUCGUUACCAAUCAACUGCAUUACAGUAAAAAAAUGACUUUGACUACCACCACCGAUUUCUGUAUGCUAGCUAUGCUAACCAGUUUAUAUGAAAGGGAGUUAGAAUUUAGCAGUCACUUCUUCUAAGCCUGAAAAGGGACAACUUGCGCAUGUUAUGCAGCGAAAACAGUCAAAUAUAUCAAAAUCAUACUUUAGUAAUAACAGCGUAGGCCUGUUGCAAAACAUAAAUCAUGACGUAUUUCACCAACAUCUGCUUUGUUAGAUCAAACUUGUUGAAUGUGUGAAAAUCUGGUCAAUGGAAUGUCUGCGUCUAUUGACUCCUUUACCGCAUCCAUUGGCGACAGAUUUUCAUGCAAAUAUUCUAAAAUCCGCAUAAAGAAAAUAUGGGCAUUUUGCCACCAAUGGUGUGUUUCCACCAAACUGACUUUUUGCAGAUAAAAAGUGUGCGAUGACAUAGUGCACAUAAAAUAAAAAUCUAAAGUUAAUGUGUUUCCAUCGCAUUUUCAACUCCACCAAUAUUUUUUUAAACAAAAACUAUUGUGUUAAAUGGCAAAUGUUCCUACUCUGGCCUAACCAACAGCUCGCAAAAACAAUACCGGAAGUCUGUGGGGGUAGGCUAGUCUACAAUGAGAUUAUUAUUAUUUGUCAAUCAGCAGUCACGCAUCGAUCAUCAUGUCACCAGAAUAAGACCCUCAAUAUUUAUUGGAAAGGAGCAUCAAGCUCACUGUGCACUUUCACCACCCUGUGAAGUUAAUCAAUACUUAUUUAAUCUGUAGCCUAAUAAACUGCAAGGUUUCCCGAGUCAUAGUGGGAGGACCACACACCGUAUCAUCGAGUGACUCCAAGUUUACUUCGGUAUGAUGGUUAUUAUAUUAAUAUUUGCACAUAAUUGCGAAAAGUCACUUGGAGUCACUCGAUGAAACGGUGUGUGGUCCUCCCACUACGACUUGGCCUUUAUAAAAUUGUACUGAAACUUCCUGUUUCCAGAUUUUUUAAAAAUAUGGUAUGACUUUACUCGCAUAAAAAAUGUAGAUGGAAACAUGGUUACAAGCUAGGCCUAUUUGAAACAUUGCCAUCUACUGGCAGCAUUUAUCAGACAGAUUCAAAAGCUCGAAAACCCCAAUAGAUUUGUGCCCCAAUUUUCUUUUACAAUAAAACAUAAUUUGUUUAUUUUAUUUUAUUUGAGCUCGUUUUGCAGUCAAAGCUACUAGUUUCAUUAUAGUUUUAGUUUUUCAAAUGUUUUUCCUAAUUAUUUUAUUUUACUAAAUAGUUUUUCCAAUUUUAGUUUCAGUUUUCGUUUACUAUAAUAACCAUCUUACAGAGUAUUACAUGUGGCUCUGGUUUAUGCUUCAAACAACGGCCCAAUCCCCAAAUCGACCGAUCUGGUGGUCCUCUGUAGCUCAGCUGGUAGAGCACGGCACUUGUAGCACCAAGGCAGUGGGUUCAAUCCCCGGGACCACCCAUACACAAAACAUUUAUGCACGCAUGACUGUAAGUCGCUUUGGAUAAAAGCGUCUGCUAAAUGGCAUAUUAUUAUUAUUAUUAUCUGUAGUGGUUGAUAGGAUAUGUGUCUGUUCCAGAACCUCUCCAACAACCACCUCCAGUCAGCAGGGUCUGACAGCGUCUGUAAAAUGCUGUUGGACAAUGUCACCAUCAAAUCAAUCAACCUAUCAGGUGCUGUAUAGUUGUAUUUAUGGCCUACUGUAUACACACACUGAAUCAUUGUCUAUGUAAAUGUUAAAGUUGUUGCUCCUUCUUUUCUUAACCAGGAAAUGGGUUCAUCGAUGCUGAUGCCAGAAGUCUGGCUGACGCUCUGGCAGUAAGUCCCAAGCUAUUUAUUCUUUAUAUUUCUGUCAGGAAUCACUAUCAGGGCGUUUCAAACAAUACACACCAAGAGCUACUGUAUAAAUCUGGUAAUGGAAUCCUCCAACCAGGAUUUUUUUUUAAAAAAAAAAACAGGGAAUUUUGGGAAAGUUAGGAGAUUUGUGCAAACCUGUGACUCUUCCCCCUCCAACAGAACAACUACAGGCUGAAAGACCUGGACCUGAGUCACAACCAGUUCUGUGACAUGGGAGGAGAACACCUGGGACAGAUGCUAGGUAAGACAGUGGAUGUGGCUGUAUUGCAUUAGUGGAAACCAAGACUGUCCUCAGGGCAGGUUUACUAGCAGAAGUGACUUUUCGUAGCAGGUUAGGAGAACUUAAGCAGCAGAUUAAGAGAAUUAACGUAGCGGGUUAGGAUAAUUAGUUUAAGGUUAGGAAAAUGGUUAGGGUUCGCUAAAAUGCUACAAUUGUCAACGACGCGACGCAAACAUAUCUAGCUACAACCAGGCCUGCCCUGAGAACAGUCUUGGUUUCCACUAAUGCGAUGCUGUGUGGACGUGUCUCGGUCAAAUGGCACCCUAUUCCCUAUUUUAUUUGUACUACGUUUGACGAGGGUCCAUAGGGCUCUGUUCAAAAGUAGUGCACUAGAUAGAGAAUAGGGUUGUAUUUAGGACGCAUGGGGGAGUGUUACUCCCAUUACAAGUCCAGAGGGACACCUGUGAAUGCAGGUUUCCUCUCCAUACUUCUGAUCAACAGCAAUCAUUCUGGUAAUUGAUGAAUGUGAAAUCUCUUCACUUUGGCCUGGACCAAUUGUAAAUUCCCUUGUUUCAACUGAUUUGUUGAUUGGCCAAUGGUUAUCUGUCCUCUCAGCCAAUAACGAGGGCCUGGAGAUGCUGGACCUGAGCUGGAACCAUUUGAGGAUGAGUGGAGCCGUGACACUGUGUGCUGGACUAAAGGUAUUCUUAGUAUUAUCUGGCUAAAAGUUAUAGAAACACUAACCAGUAUCCUCCGCUGUCCACUCCUCUUCUGUGCCACAAUCUCCUCCCCUCCCCUAUCCACCCUCCUCUCCCAUCCUCCUCUCCCACCCUCCUCUCCUCCUCUCCCAUCCUACUCUCUCAAUAUCCUCCCCUUCACUCCCACCCUCCUCUCUCCCCUAUCCUUUCUACCAUUGAUACCCACCUCCUCUCCCACCCUCCUGUCCUCCUCUCCACACUCCUCUACUCCUCUCCCAUCCUCCUGUCCCACCCUCCUGUCCUCCUCUCCACCCUCCUCUACUCCUCUCCCACCCUCCUCUCACACCCUCCUCUCCCAAACAGCUAAAUCCUCAGUUACCCAACCGUGAAUUUUCUGGGCCCAUCCAAUAUAUCAAUCCUACUGCUCAUGCCAGUUAUAUCAUGUAACAGGUAAUAUCAUGCCAGUUAUAUCAUGUAACAGGUAAUAUCAUGUAACAGGUAAUAUCACCAGCUGUUCCGGAUGACUAUGUGAUCACGCUCUCCGUAGCCGAUGUGAGUAAGAAUUUUAAGCAGGUCAACAUUCACAAGGCUGCAGGGCCAGACGGAUUACCAGGACGUGUACUCAGAGCAUGUGCUGACCAACUGGCAAGUGUCUUUACUGACAUUUUCAACAUGUCCCUGACUGAGUCUGUAAUACCAACAUGUUUCAAGCAGACCACCAUAGUCCCUGUGCCCAAGGACACUAAGAUAACCUGCCUAAAUGACUACCGACCCGUAGCACUGACGUCUGUAGCCAUGAAGUGCUUUGAAAGGCUGGUCAUGGCUCACAUCAACACCAUUAUCCCAGAAACCCUAGACCCACUCCAAUUUGCAUACAGCCCCAACAGAUCCACAGAUGAUGCAAUCUCUAUUGCACUCCACACUGCCCUUUCCCACCUGGACAAGAGGAACACCUACGUGAGAAUGCUGUUCAUUGACUACAGCUCAGCGUUCAACACCAUAGUGCCCUCAAAGCUCAUCACUAAGCUAAGGAUCCUGGGACUAAACACCUCCCUCUGCAACUGGAUCCUGGACUUCCUGACGGGCCGCCCCCAGGUGGUAAGCGUAGGUAACAACACAUCUGCCACGCUGAUCCUCAACACAGGGGCCCCUCAGGGGUGCGUGCUCAGUCCCCUCCUGUACUCCCUGUUCACCCAUGACUGCAUGGCCAGGCACGACUCCAACACCAUCAUUAAGUUUGCUGACGACACAACAGUGGUAGGCCUGAUCACCGACAACGAUGAGACAGCCUAUAGGGAGGAGGUUCGAGACCUGGCCGUGUGGUGCCAGGAUAACAACCUCUCCCUCAAUGUGAUCAAGACAAAGGAGAUGAUUGUGGACUACAGGAAAAAAAAGAGGACUGAGCACGCCCCCAUUCUCAUCGAUGGGGCUGUAGUGGAACAGGUUGAGAGCUUCAAGUUCCUUGGUGUCCACAUCACCAACGAACUAUCAUGGUCCAAACACACCAAGACAGUCGUGAAGAAGGCACGACAAAGCCUAUUCCCCCUCAGGAGACUGAAAAGAUUUUGGCCUGGGUCCUCAGAUCCUCAAAGAGUUAUACAGCUGCACCAUCGAGAGUAUCCUGACUGGUUGCAUCAGCGCCUGGUAUGGCAACUGCUCAGCCUCCGACCGCAAGGCACUACAGAGGGUAGUGCGUACGGCCCAGUACAUCACUGGGGCUAAGCUUCCUGCCAUCCAGGUCCUCUAUACCAGGCGGUGUCAGAGGAAGGCCCUCAAAAUUGUCAAAGACUCCAGCCACCCUAGUCAUAGACUGUUCUCUCUGCUACCGCACAGCAAGCGGUACCGGAGCGCCAAGUCUAGGUCCAAAAGGCUUCUCAACAGCUUCUACCCCCAAGCCAUAAGACUCCUGAACAGCUAAUCAUUGCUACCCGGACUAUUUGCACUGCCCCCCACCCCACCCCACCCCCCUCUUUUACGCUGCUGCUACUCUGUCUAUUAUUUAUGCAUAGUCACUUUAACUCUACACACAUGUACAUAUUACUUCAACUACCUCAACUAGCCGGUGCCCCCGCACAUUGACUCUGUACCGGUACCCCCCUGUAUAUAGCCUCCCUACUGUUAUUUUAUUUUACUGCUGCUCUUUAGUUAUUUGCUUUUAUUUUUUUAACUUAACACUUUUUUAAAAAAUCUUUAAAAAAUGCAUUGUUGGUUAAGGGCUUGUCAGUAAGCAUUUCACUGUAAUGUCUACACCUGUUGUAUUCGGCGCAUGUGGCAAAUACAAUUUGAUUUGAUUUGAUUUGAUGUAACAGGUAACAUCAUGCCAGUUAUAUCAUGUAACAGGUAAUAUCAUGCCAGUUAUAUCAUGUAACAGGUAAUAUUAUGUAACAGGUAAUAUCAUGUAACAGGUGAUAUCAUAUAACAGGUGAUAUCAUGUAGCAGGUAAUAUCAUGCCAGUAAUAUCAUGUAACAGGUGAUAUCAUGUAACCGGAGAUAUCAUGUAACAGGUAAUAUCAUGUAACAGGUAAUAUCAUGCCAGUUACAUCAUGUAACAGGUAAUGUCAUGCCAGUUAUAUCAUGUAACAGGUUAUAUCAUGUACAGGUAAUAUCAUGCCAGUAAUAUCAUGUAACAGGUGAUAUCAUGUAACCGGAGAUAUCAUGUAACAGGUAAUAUCAUGCCAGUUACAUCAUGUAACCGGUAAUAUUAUGUAACAGGUAAUGUCAAGCCAGUUAUAUCAUGUAACAGGUUAUAUCAUGUACAGGUAAUAUCAUGCCAGUAAUAUCAUGUAACAGGUAAUAUCAUGCCAGUAAGCUGAUUCCACAGCUAGAAAUGUUGCUUAUGGCUGACAAAUUGGUCGGUGGCGCAACUGGUUAGUACGUUGUCCAGCAAUGCGGUCACGUGUGUUGUGUUGGCGAGGUAGAGGACUUGAGAUCAAGUACCGGCAAGGAUUUGUGAGCGAGCUAUACUUCUGAGGAGCACAUUAGGCAGGUUUCCAUUGACCCAGGUUUAUUCGACAAAAGCAAUGUCGCAAAAAAAUAUCUUUGAGACACGUGUAAUGGAAACGGCAGAUAUAGGAGACAUUUUCUAAAGAUCAACAGCAUUUGUAUUCGUUCGACAAGGGUGUCUUUUUUGUUCACACUUUAUAUGGAUAGUCCGGAUUUUCCAUCUGUAGAUGCUAUACAGAUGAUCAUACUAUCAACAAACUAUCUGUUGAUAAGCAACUGCAUGCUAAGGUUUAUUUGCAGGACAAGAAUUGUCCUGACUUUCAAGAAUGCCUGAAUCGCUUCGCGUUGCCUUUCUGGUUGGCUGGAUGCAAGUUUCACCAUCCAAAUUAUGUCAGAUCUAGCAGCCUGGUCUCAUAGACUAGACGUAACAUAGUAUACAUAAGUCUGAGAAGCUCAAAUAGUAUGACAUGUUACGUUUGGUAUGGUUACAUAAGACAGAUGGCUACUUAAAGCAAAAACAAAAGUAGGGUGGUCGGUCGUAUAACACGAAUGUCUAGCAACCCAAAGGUUGCAAGUUCGAAUCUCAUUACGGACAACUUUAGCAUUUUAGCUAAUAACCAACUUUUCAACUACUUACAACUUUUUAGCUAGUUUGCAACUACUUGACAUGUUAGCUAACCCUUCCCCUACUCUUAACCAUUUUAGCUAACCCUUCCCCUAACCUUAACCUUAAGCCUUUAACAUAACUCCUAAACUUAACCCUAAGUUUAACCGUAACCCCUAACCCUAACCUCUAGCCUGGCUAACUUUAGCCAGCUAGCUAAUGUCAGCCACCUAGCUAAAAUUCAUAACAUAUCAUACGUUUUGCAAAUCCGUAACAUAUUGCACGUUUUGUAAAUUCGUAACAUAUAAUACAAAAUGGACAUCCACAAAUUAAUACAUACCAUACGAAACGUAAACAUAUCAUACUAAAUUAAUUGUCACCGGAUUUACAUACAUAAUAAUACAAAAUGCUCUGAGACCAGGUUGCAGCUAUGCUACAGAAGUGCUAGUUUCACUAUGGCACGGACCGCGGCGAUGCCACAUGAUAAUUAUUAGAACAUGGCAAAUAUUUGUCAAUUAUUUAUUGCAUUCUAUCCAUGCUGGUUUUCGUGGCCUACCUGAGACAUGAAACAGAUAGGUUGGAGGGCAAACAGGCUGUCGCCAAUUUAUAAAUGGACAAUGGAAACACUUCAACCACUUCAUUUUUAUUCGACACUGUAGGUUUUUGCAAAGGUGUGACAUCGUUACGUCCAUCGUUUUUUAUCGACACGAGAUAGUUAAAUGGAAACUAACCGUAGAAGGCAAUUGUCGCAUCAAAGUUUUCACAUCCCAGAUCUCAGAACUGUUUUGUAGUGAAUUAUUCUUUCAUUAUCCCUUUAAGGUCCACCUUACAUGUACCUAAAGUGCAGAGUAUCAAAAUCCUAACGUUUAUAAAUCCGUUUUUUUUAGGGGGUGCAAUCGCAGAUAGAACCUUAUGGCUCUGAAAUGUCAAUCUUGGUUCUGCCAUAAGGUCUAGCUGGCACAGAAUGUUAAAAUAAUUUCAAUUUCAAUAGAAAGUACAGACAUUUAAUGAUUAAAUAAAGAUAAUACCCUUCCUUCUUUCUAUUCACGUCAUCAAAUAAAUUAAUUAAUGUUCAUCACACACUUGUUAAAGUGAUAGUUCCCUAAAAUGACAAAUACAUUAUAUCCUAUGGAUAACUAGCAACAUUGCUAAAGCUUAGCUCUGGAUGAGUAAACUGAUAUAUUUUCUGAUCUCUGACACCCAAAGUCAGUAAACUACUUUUAGUUAUCAAUAAAGCUUACGUUUGCAAUUUUGAAAAAAAGCUUCGCAAAGAUUUCAUUGUUAAGAAUAAAAGACAAAAACCAAGACUAAGGCUAACAUGCUUAGGCAUUAUAAGUUUUCUCAAAAGAGUUACGUUUGGCAUCUUGAGUAAUUCAAAGUGUCAAAAUCUAAGAAUUGAAAUGGUGACCUUUAUGAUAUAAUCCGGACGUGGGAUUACAUUACUAUUAUUUCUGAUUGAUAACCCAGAUUGUGUAUUGUUGCAUCCAAUCCAAACUUUAGACAAUGUUGGUUGUUUGAGCAUAGAACUUUCAAUUUUAUUUUUUCGAUAUGACAAACCAAUAAAAUGAUAAUGACUUGGAUAUCAAUCUAAGGACCAACUAAAGAGCAACUCUACAUGAUACAUUAUUGAUAAACCUAUAUUCAAACAAAGUCGACAAAAAUACUGAAGUAUCUCAAUGUAAGGCAACCUAAGACAACCUACAUGAAUACACAUAAUGAACCAAAUGUCAGAUAGACUUAUAGUCAAGGUUCAUCGAAAUGUCACAGAAUCACUGUGAAUCAAUCAAAUUGUUUGUCCAUCCGAAACGUGUUUUGAUGUUUGUGUCUGCUGUUUGAAGACUCACAAUCCUAAACAACUACCUUACAUACUAUAUAUUCUGAUUGACACCCAGUUAGAAUGAUUAGGAUUGCAGAUAAGGGACCUACAGAGCACCAAGUUAAAAAGUGUAUUGUACAUGAUAGUAACUUUCAGAUGUAAUUUUUUUCCAGUCGCUUAAUUCCAGCAAUAAAAAAUCUUACGAAUAUCUCCAUUAAAGGACAACUAACCGAGCAACUCUACAUGGAUAACACAUUCUAAUUAGAUAAACUUAUAUUCUCAAGGCACAAUGCGACAAAAAUCACUGAAUCAAUCAAAUAUAUAGUAUUAGUCAGCGCGGCGAAGGCAGGCAAUGCAAAUAGUCUGGGUAGCCAUUUGAUUAGAUGUUCAGGAGUCUUAUGGCUUGGGGGUAGAAGCUGUUUAGAAGACUCUUGGACCUAGACUUGGUGCUCCGGUACUGCUUGCAAUGCGGUAGUAGAGAGAACAGUCUUUGACAAUUUUUAGGGCCUUCCUCUGACACCGCCUGGUAUAGAGGUCCUGGAUGGCAGGAAGCUUGGCCCCAGUGAUGUACUGGGCCGUACACACUACCCUCUGUAGUGUCUUGCGGUCGGAGGCCGAGCAGUUGCCAUACCAGGCAGUGAUGCAACCAGUCAGGAUGCUCUCGAUGGUGCAGCUGUAGAACCUUUUGAGGAUCUGAGGACCCUUGCCAAAUCUUUUCAGUCUCCUUAGGGGAAUAGGUUUUGUCAUGACUGUCUUGGUAUGUUUGGACCAUGUUAGUUUGUUGGUUAUGUGGACACCAAGGAACUUGAGCUCUCUACCUGCUCCACUACAGCCCCAUCGAUGAGAAUGGGGGCGUGCUCGGUCCUCUUCUUUAUCCUGUAGUCCACAAUCCCUCCCUCCUUUCCUCCAGGUGAAUGUAACACUGAAGCAGUUGGACCUGUCCUGGAAUGGGUUCGGCAGUGCUGGGGCGCAGGCUCUGGGGGAGGCCCUACGUCACAACAACACACUGGUGCAUCUGGACCUCAGCAACAACCGGGUCUCAGACGAGGGCACCGCACUGCUCUGUAACGGCCUGGUCGCUAACGAAAGCCUCAGGAUCCUACGGGUGGGUUUAGUUUAGUAGAGUAGGAGUAUGGGUUAUAAAUGUGUUAUAGCCCUCCUGUAGCCCAGUUGGUAGAGCGUGGCGCUUGCAACGCCAGGGUUGUGGGUUCGUUUCCCACGGUGGGCCAGUAUGAGAAAUGUAUGCGCUCACUAACUGUAAGUCGCUCCGGAUAAGAGCGUCUGCUAAAUGACUUAAAUGUCAAUGUAAAUGUUAUGAAGUCUCAGACGAGGGCACCACACUGCUCUGUAACGGCCUGGCAGCCAUCGACAGCCUCAGGGUGCUCAGGGUGGGUGGCUGCUUCAUAACACAUUCAUAACUCAUAUAUACAUUAUCCAUAAGCGGUACAUAAGCAUGCCAUAAACGACAUACUCCCCGUACAUCCACUGUUCAGCCAAGUGUAGACUAAAAGCCAGACACAUUUUUGUGCAAAAUGUCUGUGAUAUUCAACGUAGUUUGAUGUGCAUCGCCUUGUGCAGCUGGCCCAUAACCCUUUAACCCAGCUGGGAGCUCUGAAUCUACUCAACACCAUCAGGAACAACCCCAAGUCAGCUCUGGAAGAGAUCAACAUCUCAGUGAGAUACUUCAACCUACAACCAUCAACUGUUUAUCAACUUUUUUUGUUUGAGUUGUGUGCGUGCUUUUACCGCAUGUGUGUUGCUAUGUGUGUGUGUCCAUCCGCCUGUCCCUGUGUGUCUAUCCGUGAGUCUGUCCCUGUGUGUGUGUGUGUGUGUGUGUGUGUAUGUGUGUGUGUGUGUGUGUGUGUGUGUAUGUGUGUGUGUGUGUGUGUGUGUGUGUGUCUGUGUGUCUGUGUGUGUGUGUGUGUGUAUCCGUCUGUCCGUACCUGUGUGUGUAGACGGUGCUGGUAAACGAGGCCUUUGUGGUGCUGCUGGAGGCAGUGUGUCAGAACCAUUCAGGUCUGGAGGUCCAGUUCAAGGGUGUUACAGGCUCUGUCACCAGGACCAAGAAACCCUCCAUCGCACUCAACAUCAUCCAGGUCAGUGUCAAUUUAGUGAUGAACGAGACUUGGGAAUAUCAUAAAGCAAGAACACUGUUAGACUGAGAACACUGUUAGUUAGACUUAGAACACUGUUAGUUAGACUUAGACUGAGAACACUGUUAGUUAGACUUAGAACACUGUUAGAUUUAGACUGAGAACACUGUUAGUUAGACUUAGAACACUGUUAGAUUUAGACUGAGAACACUGUUAGUUAGACUGAGAACACUGUUAGUUAGACUUAGACUGAGAACACUGUUAGUUAGACUGAGAACACUGUUAGUUAGACUGAGAACACUGUUAGUUAGACUUAGACUGAGAACACUGUUAGUUAGACUUAGAACACUGUUAGACUUAGACUGAGAACACUGUUAGUUAGACUUAGAACACUGUUAGAUUUAGACUGAGAACACUGUUAGUUAGACUUAGAACACUGUUAGAUUUAGACUGAGAACACUGUUAGUUAGACUGAGAACACUGUUAGUUAGACUUAGACUGAGAACACUGUUAGUUAGACUUAGACUGAGAACACUGUUCGUUAGACUGAGACUGAGAACACUGUUAGUUAGACUUAGAACACUGUUAGACUUAGAACACUGUUAGGUAGACUUAGACUGAGAACACUGUUAGUUAGACUUAGACUGAGAACACUGUUCGUUAGACUGAGACUGAGAGAACACUGUUAGUUAGACAGAAAACUGAACUGAGACUGAGAACACUGUUAGUUAGACUAGACUGAGAACACUGUUAGAAGAACACUGUUAGUUAGACUGAGAACACUGUUAGUUAGACUGAGACUGAGAACACUGUUAGUUAGACUGAGAACACUGUUAGUUAGACUGAGAACACUGUUAGUUAGACUAAGACUGAGAACACUGUUAGUUAGACUGAGACUUAGAACACUGUUAGUUAGACUGAGAACACUGUUAGUUAGACUAAGACUGGAAUUGAAACACUGUUAGUUAGACUGAGAACACUGUAGAUAGACUGAGAACACUGUUAGUUAGACUAGAUGAGAACACUUAGUUGUAGACUGAGACUGAGAACACUGUUAGUUAGACUGAGAACACUGUUAGUUAGAUGAGACACUUAGUUGACUGAGAACACUGUUAGUUAGACUAAGACUGAGAACACUGUUAGUUAGACUGAGACUGAGAACACUGUUAGUUAGACUGAGAAACACUGUUAGUUAGACUGAGACUGAGAACACUGUUAGUUAGACUGAAAACACUGUUAGUUAGACUAAGACUGAGACACUGUAGUUAGUAGACUGAGAACACUGUUUAAAGUAGACACGAGAACUGAGAACACUGUUAGUUAGACUAGACUGAGAACACUGUUAGUUAGACUAGAUGAACACUGUUAGUUAGACUGACUAGAACACUGUUAGUUAGACUUAGACUGAAACACUGUUAGUUAGACUGAGACUGAGAACACGUUAGUUAGACUGAACCUGUUAGUUAGACUGAGACUGAGAACACUGUUAGUUUAGACUGAGAACACUGUUAGUUAGACUUAGACUGAGAACACUGUUAGUUAGACUGAGACUGAGAACACUGUUAGUUAGACUGAACACUGUUAGUUAGACUUAGACUGAGAACACUGUUAGUUAGACUGAGACUGAGAACACUGUUAGUUAGACUGUAGACAGUUAGAGACAAACACUGUUAGUUAGACUGAGACUGAGAACACUGUUAGUUAGACUGAAAACACUGUUAGUUAGACUGGACUGAGACUAUAGAUGAACACUGUAGUUAGACUAGACUAGACACUGUAGUUAGACUUAGAACACUGUUAGUUAGACUGAGAAACACUGUUAGUUAUGGACUUAGAACACUGUUAGUUAGACUGAGAGAACACUGUUAGUUAGACUGAGAACACUGUUAGUUAGACUGAGACUGAGAACACUGUUAGUUAGACUGAGACUGAGAACACUGUUAGUUAGACUAAGACUGAGAACACUGUUAGUUAGACUGAGAACACUGUUAGUUAGACUAAGACUGAGAACACUGUUAGUUAGACUGAGAACACUGUUAGUUAGACUAAGACUGAGAACACUUUAGUUAGAUAGACUGUAUAGAUAGACGACACUGUUAGUUAGACUUAGAACACUGUUAGUUAGACUGAGAACACUGUUAGUUAGACUUAGACUGAGAACACUGUUAGUUAGACUGAGAAACACUGUUAGUUAGACUUAGACUGAGAACACUGUUAGUUAGACUGAGACUAGAACACUGUUAGUUAGACUUAGAACACUGUUAGUUAGACUGAGAACACUGUUAGUUAGACUGAGACUGAGAACACUGUUAGUUAGACUUAGACUGAGAACACUGUUAGUUAGACUGAGAACACUGUUAGUUAGACUUAGACUGAGAACACUGUUCGUUAGACUUCGACUGAGAACACUGUUAGUUAGACUUAGACUGAGAACACUGUUAGUUAGACUUAGACUGAGAACACUGUUCGUUAGACUUCGACUGAGAACACUGUUAGUUAGACUGACAUUUUAUUAAACUGUAUCUAUAACAAAAUAGCGGUAUUUAUCUUUGUGAAUAACACAUGGCUUCAAUGUAUUUCCUGUAGGACUUCCUUACAGAGGAAAAGGAGGGUCUGUUGGAGUUGUUCCAGAGUUUGGAUAAAGAGGGAAACAUGUCUGUGGACAACAAGGAGUUCAGGAAGGCUGUGCAGGUCGGACGCCAUGAGCAGUAUAAUACUGACAGAAUACUGUUUCACUGUUUCACACUCACAAUUGAUUGAACAUGACUAGAUCAAUCAAUCAACAAGAUCAAUCAACCAAAUCAAUGAUGAUCAAGAUUCUUUUGAAUAUGGUGGUAAAGCUAACCAUUGUGUUUGUGUAUUGCAGCAUGCUAACAUACCCCUGGAUCAACACCAGCUGGAGUGGCUGAUACAGAACUUUGACAAGGACUGUACAGGCAGGAUAAACUACAGGUGGGUCUAAAUACAUGUACUGGAAUAUCUAUCCACUGUAGUGGACGCCAUGCAUGGGUUAAGAGCAUAGUCAAAUCUCACUAAGAUCAGUUUCCCUCGUCCAGAAUCUCCCCAGAGAAAAAGCUUAAAGGGCAAUUCGUAGUUGCUACAUCCAUUCUUUGAUUUAUAAAUUAAUGAUAUACCAAUUGAUUCGUGAAGAGUAUAACUUAUAAAUGCCUCAUGAACUUAGUUCAACUGUUGUACCCCAUCAGAACCCAAAAUAAUGUUGAAGUCGGAAGUUAUAAUAUAAUAAUAUAAUAAUAAUAUGCCAUUUAGCAGACGCUUUUAUCCAAAGCGACUUACAGUCAUGCGUGCAUACAUUUUUGUGUAUGGGUGGUCCCGGGGAUCAAACCCACUACCUUGGCGUUACAAGCGCCGUGCUCUCACAAUUCCUGACAUUUAAUCCUAGUAAAAAAUUCCCUGUCUUAGGUCAAUUAGGAUCACCACUUUAUUUUAAGAAUGUGAAAUGUCAGAAUAAUAGUAGAGAGAAUUAUUUAUUUCAGCUUUUAUUUCUUCCAUCACAUUCCCAGUGGGUCAGAAGUUUACAUACACUCAAUUAGUAUUUGGUAGCAUUGCCUUUAAAUUGUUUAACUUGGGUCAAACGUUUCGGGAUGCCUUCCACAAGCUUCCCACAAUAAAUUGGGUGAAUUUUGGUCCAUUCCUCCUGACAGAGCUGGUGUAACUGAGUCAGGUUUGUAGGCCUCCUUGUUCGCACACGCUUUUUCAGUUCUGCCCACACAUUUUCUAUAUGAUUGAGGUCAGGACUUUGUGAUGGCCACUCCAAUACCUUGACUUUGUUGUCCUUAAGCCAUUUUGCCACAACUUUGCUUGGGGUCAUUGUCCAUUUGGAAGACCCAUUUGCGACCAAGCUUGAACUUCCUGACUGAUGUCUUGAUGUUGCUUCAAUAUAUCCACAUAAUUUUCCUUCCUCAUGAUGCCAUCUAUUUUGUGAAGUGCACCAAGCCCUCCUGCAGCAAAGCACCCCCACAGCAUGAUGCUGCCACCCCCGUGUUUCACGGUUGGGAUGGUGUUCUUCGGCUUGCAAGCCGCCCCCUUUCUCCACCAAACAUAACGAUGGUCAUUAUGGCCAAACAGUUCUAUUUUUGUUUCAUCAGAACAGAGGACAUUUCUCCAAAAAGUACAAUCUUUGUCCCCAUGUGCAGUUGCAAACCGUAGUCUUGCUUUUUUAUGGCGGUUUUGGAGCAGUGGCUUCUUCCUUGCUGAGUGGCCUUUCAGGUUAUGUCGAUAUAGGACUCGUUUUACUGUGGAUAUAGAUACUUUUGUACCUGUUCCCUCCAGCAUCUUCACAAGGUCCUUUGCUGUUGUUCUGGGAUUGAUUUGCACUUUUCGCACCAAAGUAUGUUCAUCUCUAGGAGACAGAACGCAUCUCCUUCCUGAGCGGUAUGGCAGCUGCGUGGUCCCACUGUGUUUAUACUUGCGUACUAUUGUUUGUACAGAUGAACGUGGUACCUUCAGGCGUUUGGAAAUUGCUCCCAAGGAUGAACCAGACAUGUGGAGGUCUACAAUGUUUUUUCUGAGGUCUUGGCUGAUUUCUUUUGAUUUUCCCAUGAUGUCAAGCAAAGAGGCCCUGAGUUUGAAGUUAGGCCUUGAAAUACAUCCACAGAUACACCACCAAUUGACUCAAAUUAUGUCAAUUAGCCUAUCAGAAGCUUCUAAAGCCAUGACAUCAUUUUCUGGAAUUUUCCAAGCUGUUUAAAGGCACAGUCAACUUAGUGUAUGUAAACUUCUGACCCACUGGUAUUGUGAUACAGAGAAUUAUAAGUGAAAUAAUCUGUCUGUAAAAUGACAUGUGUCAUGCACAAAGUAGAUGUCCUAAAAGACUUGCCAAAACUAUAGUUUGUUAACAAGAAAUUUGUGGAGUGGUUGAAAAAACGAGUUUUAAUGACUCCAACCUAAGUGUAUGUAAACUUCCGACUUCAACUGUAUAUUUUUGUUUUAGUCCAGUGUUUGUUAACAAAGUCAAUGUAAACAAACUUUGUAUAGCUUUAUUACAUGUUUAAUCUAUAAUUGUAUCUCAUGGAUGGUCAGUCCUUGCAUCCAUUGCUCUGUCUACUAAUUUGAGAGUGGUUAUAUUUCUCAAGCCCAAUCCCUCAGCUGUUUAUCAAAACAGAGGUGGGGACGCCGCUUUAUUAUUGUUUCAACUACAGGUUGUCCCUUUAAGUUGAUUAUAAGGUCUUAGUUUGUACACAGAGUCAAAUGUGUUUUGUGUCCACAGCACUAUUUAAUGGACCGUCUUGUCAUUGCUCUCCCUGUGUGCUCCAUGUCUUGCAGCAGUCAGUUUGCUGAGCAGUCAUAGGCAGCCAUCGGUAGUGAAAAGGACAGACAGCGGUCACUGGGCCUAAGAAGGGAACAAGAUGGAGGACGACAAGAAAGAGAUGCUGUAAUAAACGCCAGUCUGAAUAGGAUUGUGUCCUUGUAGAAUGGUGUUGUGUUUGCAUGCACGGAAACACACAGAUGCACCAACGAACAAACAAACAAAACUGAAUAUUCAAGGUUGUAUUGUAGGGAUCUACACUCAUCUUCCCCACUCAAACCUUUAACCCCAGCCAGCUGCACACAGGGAGGGCACGUCAGUUCAGCCAGGUGUUCUCGAGCCCCGUCUCUCUCUCUUCCUGUCUCUCUUCAUCACUCCGGCCCGUUCUACAGCCAGCAUUAAUCUCAUCACUCCGGCCCGUUCUACAGCCAGCAUUAAUCUCAUCACUCCGGCCCAUUCUACAGCCAGCAUUAAUCUCAUCACUCCAGCCCGUUCUACAGCCAGCAUUAAUCUCAUCACUCCGGCCCAUUCUACAGCCAGCAUUAAUCUCAUCACUCCGGCCCGUUCUACAGCCAGCAUUAAUCUCAUCACUCCGGCCCGUUCUACAGCCAGCAUUAAUCUCAUCACUCCGGCCCGUUCUACAGCCAGCAUUAAUCUCAUAACUCCGGCCCGUUCUACAGCCAGCAUUAAUCUCAUCACUCCGGCCCAUUCUACAGCCAGCAUUAAUCUCAUCACUCCGGCCCAUUCUACAGCCAGCAUUAAUCUCAUCACUCCGGCCCAUUCUACAGCCAGCAUUAAUCUCAUCACUCCGGCCCAUUCUAUAGCCAGCAUUAAUCUCAUCACUCCGGCCCAUUCUACAGCCAGCAUUAAUCUCAUCACUCUGGCCCGUUCUACAGCCAGCAUUAAUCUCAUCACUCCGGCCCGUUCUACAGCCAGCAUUAAUCUCAUCACUCCGGCCCGUUCUACAGCCAUCAUUAAUCUCAUCACUCCGGCCCGUUCUACAGCCAGCAUUAAUCUCAUAACUCCGGCCCGUUCUACAGCCAGCAUUAAUCUCAUCACUCCGGCCCAUUCUACAGCCAGCAUUAAUCUCAUCACUCCGGCCCAUUCUACAGCCAGCAUUAAUCUCAUCACUCCGGCCCGUUCUACAGCCAGCAUUAAUCUCAUCACUCCGGCCCGUUCUACAGCCAGCAUUAAUCUUCUGCUAUGACAACAAUACAUCCAGAGAGAGAUACACAGACAGAGGCAGGAGGAGGAAGAAUAGGAGACGUUGGUCCAGGCAUUCUAAAAGACAUGCAGAGGGAGGCAGGAAGAAUAGGGCCAGAUGCAACCGAUGGUGUGUCUGCUUUGUGAAUGUAUGCAUGGCCUGUAAAGGAGAUGGAUGAACAGAUACUCCUGAUGAAUAUGCAGGCAGAUCAUUACUUAUGCAGGCACCGCGUUGGGUGGAAAUAAGGCUGAUUGUGUCUCAAGGUGUAUUUCUUUAUGGAGAGAUUAUGGAGAGACACUUUAGGUAGCUGAGAAGGCUUCGCCUAAAUCAGAGGUGGUUUGGUGAGCUACCUGGUAAGUAACCGUGUCUGUGGUUUGGUGAGCUACCUGGUAAGUAACCGUGUCUGUGGUUUGGUGAGCUACCUGGUGAGUAAUCAUGUAUGUGGUUUGGUGAGCUACCUGGUGAGUAACCGUGUCUGUGGUUUGGUGAGCUACCUGGUGAGUAACCGUGUCUGUGGUUUGGUGAGCUACCUGGUAAGUAACCGUGUCUGGGGUUUGGUGAGCUACCUGGUGAGUAACCGUGUCUGUGGUUUGGUGAGCUACCUGGUGAGUAACCGUGUCUGUGGUUUGGUGAGCUACCUGGUGAGUAACCUUGUCUGUGGUUUGGUGAGCUACCUGGUGAGUAACCGUGUCUGUGGUUUGGUGAGCUACCUGGUGAGUAAUCGUGUAUGUGGUUUGGUGAGCUACCUGGUGCGUAACCGUGUCUGUGGUUUGGUGAGCUACCUGGUGAGUAACCGUGUCUGUGGUUUGGCGAGCUACCUGGUGAGUAACCUUGUCUGUGGUUUGGUGAGCUACCUGGUGAGUAACCGUGUCUGUGGUUUGGUGAGCUACCUGGUGAGUAACCGUGUCUGUAGUUUGGUGAGCUACCUGGUAAGUAACCGUGUCUGUGGUUUGGCGAGCUACCUGGUGAGUAACCGUGUCUGUGGUUUGGCGAGCUACCUGGUGAGUAACCGUGUCUGUGGUUUGGUGAGCUACGCUCAGCUGAUGGGUAACUGUGCCUGCCUAGCUCAGCGGCAAGUCUUGUAUGUGGCACAGGACAACAGGGUUCCAAUCCCGGUCGCUCACAUCGUUGCCAUGACCUGGGUGGGUCGGUCUCUGUGAGGAGGAGGUCAAACGGCAUGGUUUGCAUAACGUACUGCACGUACUGUAGCAGGGCUCAGUCCCAUUUCAAUUCAGAACGUUAACCUAAUUCUAAUUCCAAAUUGAACAGGGAAUCUCAGUGUACUGUCUGAGUAGCGGCAGUGUAUAAAGGCUGUACUUACCACAAUUUCCUUCGUUCGCUAAGUUCUCAUCGCUCUCUGUUCCCCUUUUAGAGUAUGGUCAUUAGCACAGUAUACAUGAUUCCAAUUUUAGCUCAGAGACACCAGGCAAAUUGAGAAAAAAAUAAGAUAAUGCUGAUUUAUAGGCACAUUGAACUAUAUGGAUAGUGCUAGAACAAUGGCGUCACAUCGGAAUUCUGCCAUCUUUAUGCACGUUCGCCAUUGAUUGGAAUUCAACUGGAAAUGACCCCACCCUGACUGUCUCUGUUGCUCUGGUAUGAGUCAUAAAAGCACAACUCCUCAGAUGAUGAUGAUGAUGUUUGAUGCGACAGCUGUGUGUUCAGCUCAGAUAAUGGAUGGAACAUAUCUACAACCACUUGUUUCCUAAAGUGCUUUUAGCCCACGGAUUGGUUUCAUUUGCUGUUGGACUGUCAUGUGAGGAAUAUCUGGUUCAAAGGCUUUUGUUCUUUAAAAUUUGGCGCUACGUUUCUCAAUGGGAAGAUACCCAUUGUAUUGGUAAACGGCCUACCCAUCGCUAAUGCGUCUCGGGUUGGGGUGUAGGUCCACUAACCCACCGAGAUGAACUCGCUACAGAGAGUAGCAAGACCACAGUGCCUUUAGAAAGUAUUCACACCCGUGAGUACUUGGGAUUAAAAUGGAUUUAAUUGUCAUAUUUUGUCAACGAUGAUCUACACAAAAUACUAUGUCAUGACAAAGUGGAAGAAAAAUUCAAACGUUUAUUUUUUUUAAAAUCCUGAAAAAUAAAAGGUAACGCUUUACUUGACACCCAGCGUCAUAAUACGUUAUGGCACGGUCAUUACCAUGUCAUAACAGCUGACAUCUAUUGUCAUAACCUGUCAUAAUAUGGUCAUAACACUGUCAUGACCCAUAUAUUUACACCUGUGACACAUUGCAUUAUUUUAUGGCUGGUUAUGACACCUACAUAUGAGUGUCAAAACCCACAUUUAUUCAAAUUCGUUUUUUCCCCUACCAAGAAGUUUCCUUUCAUUUGAAAGUUUGUUUCUUAAGUCCUUUGUUGUUGUAAUGAACUAUGACAUUCCUUAUGACCAAUCGCGUGUCACUUUACUUGGACUAAGAAAAUAACCUUCAUGACACUGUCAAGAAGCAUUGUGACCAUCAUUAUCAUAUAAGCCAGAGAGGCCUAUCACGUGCAUGCCCUUAUGUCAGUCAUCAGUCAACAUGAGGGUGCUCCUGAAAUCUGCUCCUACAUUCAUACCAGUCAUCAGCAACAGAACAUUAUGGUAAGUGCAUCAAUGUGUGCUCAAUUACAAUUAUAACUUAAUAUGGUCAAUUUCUGAAAAUGUUGUAUAACAUAAACAUACUGUUGACAGGUAGACUAUGGUGUAAUGGAAUGUUUUGCCUCGUGUGGUUAGGUUUUGUGGGUUUUAACGCAAUAUAUAUCAAAACAGGUCUAAAUAUAUGUGUCAUGACAGUGUUAUGAACAUUAUGACAGGUUAUGACAAGUUAUAUCAUCUGUUAAGACAUAGACAUAUUUUGACAUGGUUAUGAUCGUGUCAUAACGUGUUAUGACGCUGGGUGCCAAGUAAAGUGUUACCAAAUAAAACACUAAUAUAUCUUAAUUACAUAAGUAUUCAACCCCCUGAGUCAAUACAUGUUAGAAUCACCUUUGGCAGCGAUUACAGCUCUGAGAACUCUUAAGAACUUUGCACACAUGGAUUGUACAAUAUUUGCACAUUAUUCUUUUAAAAAGUAUUCAAGCUCUGUGAAGUUGGUUGUUGAUCAUCGCUAGACAACCAUUUUCAAGUCUUGCCAUAGAUUUUCAAGCAGAUUUAAGUCAAAACGGUAACUUGGCCACUCGGGAACAUUCACUUUCUUCUUGGUAAGCAACUCCAAUGUAUAUAGCACCUUGUGUUUUGGGUUAUUGUCCUGCUGAAAGGUGAAUGUGUCUUCCAGUGUCUGUUGGAAAGCAGACUGAACCAGGUUUUCCUCUAGGAUUUUGCCUGUGCUUAGCUCUAUUCUGUUUCUUUUUAUCCUUAAAAACUCCCUAGUCCUUGCCGAUGACAAGCAUACCCAUAACAUGAUGCAGCCACCACCAUGCUUGAAAAUAUGAACAGUGGUUCUCAGUGUUGUGUUGGAUUUGCCCCAAACAUAAUGCUUUGUAUUCAGGACAUAAAGUUAAUUUCUUUGCCAUUUUCAAUGUCUGCUAGUUUUAUUUCUACCCAUCUACCAAUAGGUGCCCUUCUUUGCGAGGCAUUGGAAAACAUCCCUGGUCUUUGUGGUUGAAUCUGUGUUUGAAAUUCACUGCUCGACUGAGGGACCUUACAGAUAAUUGUACAGUAUGUAUUGGGUACAGAGAUGAGGUAGUCAUUCAAAAAUCAUGUUAAACACUAUUAUUGCACAGUCCAUGCAACUUAUGUGACUUGGUAAGCAAAAACAAAUCCUGAACUUAUUUAGGCUCGCCAUAACAAAAGGGGUUGAAUACUAUUGACUCAAGACAUUUCAGCUUUUCAGUUUUUAUUAAUUUGUAAACAUUUCUAAAAACAUAAUUCCACUUUUACAUUAUGGGGUAUAGUGUGUAGGCCAGUGACAAACCAUCUCAAUUUAAUCAAUUUUAAAUUCAGGCUGGAACACAACAAAAUGUGGAAAAAGUCGAGGCAUGUGAAUACUUUCUGAAGGCACUGUUUAUGCCAACAGGCCUGUUCGAAAGAUGGAAAAAAAAAUAACAGAAUAAUUUAGGUAAAUUACCUCUCUGAUGUUGGCUUAAUGAAAACAAAUAUCUAGCUCUCCCGUUCCUAAUGGUCCAUCUUUCAUCUGAAUCAACACAAAGCCUUGAAUGCCUCGUCAUAUUGAACAGGCUCCAUUGGAUAUUCACAUGUUGGGCCAAAUGUUCAAGACGAGACAAAACAACAGAACGAACCCCCUAGGAUAUCUAUGCACAUCGCAGCACUGGCUUGGCCUAAUAGAGCGGAUUCAGCGCAUUAAAAAUCAUCUCGAUAGCGCUAAUGGAAUCUUGAGUGGCCAAUAGAAGUAAAUAAUUAAAUUAAAGACCCCUAUGGUGUUAUUGUUUCCUGUAUUCAUGAAUCAUCAAGGCCUCCUGUAUUCUCAUGCUAAUCUAACAUCAGGAUAUUUGUUUUAUUUAUUUUUGUGUCCGACAUAAUGAACGAACCCGUGUUUUUUUUCUCCUUCCAAAUGGCGUUGUUCAGACGUUUGUGCAGGUUCUGGCACAGAAACAAAGACGCAGCAUUAGUAGCCAUUGUCCUCCGUGAUUAUUAAAGUAAACAGAGUGGAGGGUGCUCACCUUACGGAGGCAGCUGCAGGCACUUGAGGGGAACGUCCGUGAAGAGAGGGGAGGAAGGGCCGGGCCAAGCAACCCUCAAGACUCUCUGUUAGUCAGGUGAGCCCAUUAUUCUGAGGCUUCUAGAGAACAGCAGAGCGCUACGAUAAUUAGCUUUGAAGAUCAGGGUCGUCUUCAUUAGGCACCAAAGGGAAGAAAACAGACAGACAAACAGGGAGGGACUAUCUGGACUCAUUAAGAACUGCUUGUUUCCCCUUUCCAUUGAAACAGGUUUUGCUACAGUGUGCCUUAAUGAACAGGGCCCAGAUCCAGCUCUGGGUUAGGAUUCAUUUGGGUGCAGUCCAGAAGUGUAAUGACAGAGAAGCUAAGGAACACAAUGUUCUGUUCCCGCUUCCUCUUUAAAGGGACAAUCUGCGAUUGCUACAUCCAAUUUUGGAUUCUUGAACAAUAUAAAUUAUGCCUCAUGAGUUUAGUUCAACUGUCACACCCAAAAUAAGCAUGUUUUACUCCAUUGUUUGUAAACAAUGCAAUUGUACACAAAUACUGUUUAGCCUUAAUACAUGGUUAAAACUAUCAUGUUGAUAUCAUGGAUGGCCAGACCAUGCAUCUAUAGCUCGGUCUAUGAAUUUGAGAUUUGUUCAUCUCCAGCCCAAUCCCUCAACUGUUAAACGAAAGUGGCGGGGUGCUCCCUUUGAUAUUGUUUGAACUGCAGAUUGUCCGUUCAAUUAUAUACCCUGUUACCAAUACAUCAAGAGCAGGAGGGGUACAUGGUCUGGUUGACUGGUUCCUCACUUAUUCAUUUUCCUUAUGAAAUGAAGAAUAGACACUGAUAAAUGUUCCCACCGUUUUGUCUAACAUUUCCCAUGGUGCAUCUAUCCUUUAUAUAAUAUGCUUACAUUUUUUGUACUCAGCACCUCCAUGUUACUGGAUGUGCGAUGUGCUGAACACUACAUUUAAAACUAAUCUUCCUUUUCCUUGCCCCGGUGCUUCUGCUUGCUCUAAGGUGAUCCAUGUUGCUGCAGGAAGGGCUAUAUAAAUAUAUGAGAUAUUCUCAAGAGAGGAAGAAAAACCCAAGACAAGCAUCUGUAAAUUAAAACUCUUCAAGAUGUUUUAAUGUUAUUGGUAGCACUAUAUAAUAACUCCACGUAGUAACGCAUUUAUAAUGGAUUAGUAAAUAAUUUAUUCAUCAUUACUCGCAUUUCUAAAUGUUAGUAACUUAGUUAUUCACACAUUUAUAAACAACUUUUAAAGUAUUUAAUAAUCAUUCAUAAGAUGUUUAAUAUAAGUACUUCUAAAUAAUCUACUAAUCACUAGUAAAGCAUUUUUGCAUGACCUAAUCUAAAGUGUGGGCUAUUUAUACUUUAUAAAUAAUUUAUAAAUGUUUUGAGUGACCAGUGUAAUUUCUCACCAAAAGAUGGACAUGCCAUUGGUAAACAUUCCAGCAGUACCUGAUGAUCCUUAAGGUCUCAGAAUGGCCCCUAGAACAUAUCAAUGGUUAGAAAAUAAGCCUGCAACACAGAGCAUGAUUUGAACAUUAGCCUUUCUUGGCAGUGACCUUUAUACCAAAAGCAAAGUGUGGUUUGCGGUCAUGCCUUAAAGCACUCAAAUCUCAAUGAACGCAGAACUAAAAUCUUCAAAUCAAAUCAAAUGUUAUUUGUCACAUACACGUGUUUAGCAGAUGUUAUUGCGGAUGUAGCGAAAUGCUUGCGUCAUUUUGUCAGUUGGGUGAUUUAGUUCUGGGUCCAUACACGUUAGAAAUUGUGAGUUCCGGUUUGCGAAGUCUCCGCCCUCACAAAAUAAUGUAAAUGUAUAAAGUAAAAAUAACCUACUUUAGGUGAGGUCACGCAAAAAGACUUAACAAAUCAUUAGUACAUGGUUUAUAAUGACCUAUAUUAAACAUCUUAUGGAGUAACGAUUAAUAAAUGAAUAAACUACUUACUAAUCCAUUAUAAAUGCUUUACUAUGCGAGGUUAUAACGUGCUACUACCUAUAAUCAUUUUCUUUAAAUAGUUACAUACAAGCAUUGUAUACAGCACAGAAAGAAUCUCUUUCCUGGGUGGGUUUAAUGAAGAAGAGUUUAUCAUGAGAAAUACAUUGUGCACGCUGCUAACUUGUGCUUCUUGAAAACUACUCCCAAACUUUGUUGUGAAUGUUGUACAGUUGUAUAUAUAUAUAUAUAUAUAUAUAUAUAUAUAUAUAUAUAUAAGUCCUGAACAAAACUAGCGUCUGGGUGUUCUAUAGCAUGGUGCCUUCUCAUGGACGGACAGAAGCACAUCUAGAGAUGAAGGAAAGUGGUUUAUCUUUUCUACCAAAAGCUCAAAGACGAUUGUCUGCAUCUGAAAUGGCAUCCUACUCCUAUAUGGCAACAUACCGUUGUAAUUUUUAUUUAUUUCACCUUUAUUUAACCAGGUAAGCCAGUUGAGAACAAGUUCUCAUUUACGACUGCGACCCGGCCAUGCACUAUAUAAACGAAUAGGAUGCCAUUAUGGACGCAACCCAACGUGUGUGGUAGUUUCGAUGAGAUUACAAUCAUUUCCAAUGCCGCUCAGUGGACAGUCACCCCCAAAAGAAACAGACGUUACCGCGACAAGGGGAAGCCUAGAGAGUAAACAUACAGGGGUGACAGUUUACCAAGGGGCUUCUCUAUCCCCAGGGAAUAGCUCUGUCAAAACACAGACCCAUGACAUGGGACAGUCGUACAGUACAGCAGGACCUUUAGAAUGGGCUUCAUCUUGUCCGACCGAGCCCUCCUUUAGGGCAGCAUUAUAAAAACACAUUUUGGCUUUAAAAUCACUAGCAUGGAUAGACUACAUGUACAGCUCAAUGAAAACCUUGGUGUAAAAAAAAAAAAAAGGUACACUAAAUUCAUGAUGUUUUGAAGAAGAAUGUGUCCGUUUCUUUUUCAGUUUCAAGUUCACUUCUAUUAGUCAUAUGUACUGGAUACACAAGGUAUAGCACACUGUCCAAUGAAAUGCUGACUUCCAGGUUCCCUUUAGACAGUGAUGUAAGUGCUUUGAACAUACAGGUCUAAUAUUGACACAGAACAGACCUGGUAGGUUCAGUCUAAUAUUGACACAGAACAGACCUGGUAGGUUCAGUCUAAUAUUGACACAGAACAGACCUGGUAGGUUCAGAGGGUCAGUCUAAUAUCGACACAGAACAGACCUGGUAGGUUCAUCAGAGUCAGUCUAAUAUUGACACAGAACAGACCUGGUAGGUUCAGUCUAAUAUUGACACAGAACAGACCUGGUAGGUUCAGAGGGUCAGUCUAAUAUCGACACAGAACAGACCUGGUAGGUUCAUCAGAGUCAGUCUAAUAUUGACACAGAACAGACCUGGUAGGUUCAGUCUAAUAUUGACACAGAACAGACCUGGUAGGUUCAACAGAGUCAGUGGUACACUGUAUGAUGUUGACCAACUGUUGAAUCAAUAUGACAUGUCAGUCUGAGUUAAGCUGCAGAAUGAAACCACCCAAUAAUAAGUGAAUAAUCGCAACAUAAAAAUUAUCUCCCUUAGCCUGAGUCCCAUAUCCAUUUGUCCUUUCUUGUCAACUCCUGUCAUUGUCACGAAAGAGACAAAACAGCACAAACGGAUCAGGGCCUCAGGCUCUCUCUCUUUAACCAAAAGCAGCACAUAAGAUAUAGCUGUUGCUUGUGUUUUUGGGGAUGGGUUGGUUUUAUACGGAUGCUGAGUGAUGUUUAAAUAGCCGGGGGGGUGCGUUCAGCAGGGCACAACGUUGUGGAGCAUUAUGUAGAACCAACAUACCUCUCUGGGGUACAAGAAGGAAUCAAGUCAGCUCUCUUCACGAUACUGCUAUCUGAGGAGCAUACUACAAAGCAAGAUCAACAAGAGCCAGCUAACUUACCUAAAUGUUCUGAAAUAACUUUUUAUUUUGGGGGGGGAAAGAUAACCUUGAAAUGAGCAUGGCCUAAAUUGAUCCAACAACCAUAAAAACGCAUAUCUAAGUUGAGCUUAAAUGAACCAGAAUAUCACUAGUUAUUUCUUGGUUGUCGAUCAAAAGUUAGCUGGCUAACUCAUUGAUUCUGCGUUGUAGCGUAGCCCUCUCUAAUGUUAGGCAGCAUUACUGCGUCCUGAAUGUGGCCCUGUUGCAGCGAUGGGAGGCUGGAAUCACAUGUCCAGCAGUAGAACACGGGGGUCCUCCACCACUGACUUGAUCUUCCGCAGGAAGGUGACGGCCUCUCUGCCGUCGACCAGCCGAUGGUCGUACGUCAGAGCCACGUACAUCAUGGGCCGGAUCUCCACCUGAUGGAGAGAGGGAGAUCAAAUAUCAGAUGAUAACAAGAACUAGUAGCUACUCCAUUCAACUGACUGGCUGUACCACUGUCAUUAAUAUAACUGGCUGUACCACUGUCAUUUAGUCAUAAUAAUAUAACUGGCUGUACCACUGUCAUUUAGUCAUAUUAAUAUAACUGGCUGUACCACUGUCAUUUAGUCAUAUUAAUAUAACUGGCUGUACCACUGUCAUUUAGUCAUAUUAAUAUAACUGGCUGUACCACUGUCAUUUAGUCAUAUUAAUAUAACUGGCUGUACCACUGUCAUUUAGUCAUAAUAAUAUAACUGGCUGUACCACUGUCAUUUAGUCAUAAUAAUAUAACUGGCUGUACCACUGUCAUUUAGUCAUAUUAAUAUAACUGGCUGUACCACUGUCAUUUAGUCAUAAUAAUAUAACUGGCUGUACCACUGUCAUUUAGUCAUAAUAAUAUAACUGGCUGUACCACUGUCAUUUAGUCAUAAUAAUAUAACUGGCUGUACCACUGUCAUUUAGUCAUAAUAAUAUAACUGGCUGUACCACUGUCAUUUAGUCAUAAUAAUAUAACUGGCUGUACCACUGUCAUUUAGUCAUAAUAAUAUAACUGGCUGUACCACUGUCAUUUAGUCAUAAUAAUAUAACUGGCUGUACCACUGUCAUUUAGUCAUAAUAAUAUAACUGGCUGUACCACUGUCAUUUAGUCAUAAUAAUAUAACUGGCUGUACCACUGUCAUUUAGUCAUAAUAAUAUAACUGGCUGUACCACUGUCAUUUAGUCAUAUUAAUAUAACUGGCUGUACCACUGUCAUUUAGUCAUAAUAAUAUAACUGGCUGUACCACUGUCAUUUAGUCAUAAUAAAUCAUGAUAAUAUAACUGACUGAGGUUGAAAUUGAAAGGUACAUAUAGUAGCUGACUGAGGUUGAAAUUGAAACGUAAUAUAUAGUAGCUAGAUUUUAGAAAUGAUAACUGUUGACAUGACAACAUGCAUACAUUUGCGGCAAAUAAUGUCCAAUUCAACUUCUGGAUUGAGAUGAAUUUCAUUUGUUGACAUACAGAAGCUCAUGCACUGCGGGUGUGACCCACCUUGCCGCCGAUGGCCACAGGCCUGUCGAAGAUGCCGUGCAUGCCCAGGAUGGCAGACUGGGGUGGGUUGAUGAUGGGCGUGCCGAACAUGGAACCGAACACUCCUCCGUUACUGAUGGUGAAGGUCCCCCCAUCCAUGUCCUCCACAGCCAGCGUAUUGUUACGAGCCUGGACACAACACAGGAGUCAGUUCUGCCUUUACUCAAUGCCAUUUGUUUUCAUCGAUCUCCCGUUUGAAGAACUUCUUGGCGCCGUUUAUCACAGGGUGGUGUCAUCCUAUUGAUGUUGUGACUAAAGGCACAACCUUAAACCGUAACUGUUAGAUCUUAUUGUGUUAUUGACUGUAUGUUUUUGUUUACCCCAUGUGUAACUCUGUGUAGUUGUUGUUUUUAAUCGCACUGCUUUGCUUUAUCUUGGCCAGGUCGCAGUUGUAAAUGAGAACUUGUUCUCAACUGGCUUACCUGGUUAAAUAAAGGUGAAAUAAAAUAAAAAUGUCUACAACAGUGACUCAUUCAUCCCAUUCAAACAAAGCGUUGUACCUUCUCUCCCAGACCGUUGAUGGUUUUCUCAAUGUCAGCAAAGUUCAUGGUCUCUACGUUGCGAAUAACCGGUACAACCAGUCCCUGGUGAAGGGGAGCAGAUGAGACCACAUUUACAAGCAAGAAACCCUGACUUUUCUGGUUACAUUUGUAUAGAAUUUUCACCCAACACAGAGAAAAGAACACCAGCACAGAGAAAACAACACCAGCAGAGAAAACAACACCAGCACAGAGAAAACAACACCAGCACAGAGAAAACAACACCAGCACAGAGAAAACAACACCAGCACAGAGAAAACACCACCAGCACAGAGAAAAUAACACCAACACAGCGAAAAUAACACCAACACAGCGAAAAGAACACCAGCACAGAGAAAACAACACCAGCGCAGAGAAAAGAACACCAGCACAGAGAAAAGAACACCAGCACAGAGAAAAGAACACCAGCACAGCGAAAAGAACACCAGCACAGCGAAAAGAACACCAGCACAGAGAAAACAACACCAGCACAGAGAAAAGAACACCAGCACAGCGAAAAGAACACCAGCACAGAGAAAAGAACACCAGCACAGCGAAAAGAACACCAGCACAGCGAAAAGAACACCAGCACAGAGAAAACAACACCAGCACAGAGAAAAGAACACCAGCACAGAGAAAAGAACACCAGCACAGAGAAAAGAACACCAGCACAGAGAAAAGAACACCAGCACAGAGAAAAGAACACCAGCACAGAGAAAAGAACACCAGCACAGAGAAAAGAACACCAACACAGAGAAAAGAACACCAGCACAGAGAAAAGAACACCAGCACAGAGAAAAGAACACCAACACAGAGAAAAGAACACCAGCACAGAGAAAAGAACACCAGCACAGAGAAAAGAACACCAGCACAGAGAAAACAACACCAGCACAGAGAAAACAACACCAGCACAGAGAAAAGAACACCAGCACAGAGAAAAGAACACCAGCACAGAGAAAAGAACACCAGCACAGAGAAAAGAACACCAACACAGAGAAAACAACACCAACACAGAGAAAACAACACACUAUGCUCUACGAUACAAGGAGCACUAG